AAAUUGGAAUUUAGCCUAAAAUAUUAAAUAUUUCUGAUAUUAAAUGUUUGCAUCAUUUAUUAUAGUCAAUCUAGGGAAAACAAUUCUAGCUCAUUGAAAGAGAGCUACUAAGUUUAUUUUAUAUAAGAUUUUUCCCUCCCUGGGUUGAAGAAAUCUCGUUGGCUCAUAUGGGACUGAGGCACUCGCGUUGCCUGCUCCUUCGGAGAAAAAUGGCGGAGCCGGACAAUUCUGAGGUAUGUCAGUUUGCUGGUAAAUGAUCCAAGGAGUGACAUAUGCUGGUCAAAAUCUUUCGUUAUAUUGAUAUAAUCGAUAAUAAUAAAUUAAUGAUGGUACUGUUUAUUUAUUUUGUAUUGUCUUUGUCAGUUUUGAAGUAAUCAAGAUUGUAUCGACUACUGGUGUCUGUAAAAAGCAAUGCAGACACAUGCUACGUUUAGUUGUUUUUGUAAAUUGAUAUGGCAUAUAUCCCGUUAAAAUAUUACAGUUGCAAAGAUAUGCGAUGUGUAAAUGAUCUGUAGUGGUUAAUGGGUGCGCUGUCCUUGGUGCUGAUUCCACUAUCCGUUCAGCACAAUAUGUAGCAUGGACUCCUGCUGAUCUGAAAACGGGUAGAUGCGUAAUAUGAUGUAAUCUAGCCUACCAAGUGACCUCUAAUGCAUUCUAAGUACUUCACUGUAUUUGUAAAUAGCACAUUUUGCCAUUUAACAAAUUGUUUUGCAUCAACGUGCACUGUAUUGAAAGUGAUUUCUUACAGCAAACAGAUCCAGUUAUGUUGCUCUUCUCUGACAAUGUUCAAAUGUCCUACUCUCUUCAAAUACACCUGCACUCAAUUUUGUCUGUCCAUCUCUCUCUCUCUCUCUCUCUCUCUCUCUCUCUCUCUCUCUCUCUCUCUCUCUCUCUCUCUCUCUCUCUCUCUCUCUCUCUCUCUCUCUCUCUCUCUCUGUCUUUAUUUGCUCUAUCCCUACCUUUCUCUCUAUCUUUAUAUUCCCUAUUUCUCUCUGCCUCACCCCCUCCUCUCUCUUAGCAGCAGCGUACCAUCACUGCCCCCCAGUCCCAGUCCUUUCAGCCCUCCUCCUUGCCCAAACCUGUGCCUACCGUCCACCAUCUGCCACACCCUCCACAUACACCCCAUGUAGCGGCCCUGCCCACCUGCCCCGGGCGUGGCAAGAUGGCAAAGCUGCUCAACCCGGAGGAAAUGACAUCACAGGACUACUACUUUGACUCCUACGCCCACUUUGGCAUCCAUGAGGUAGGUAGGGGUCUCAUCCAUGAAGUAGGUAGGUAGGAAGGUAGGUAGGGGACUCAUCCAUGAGGUAGGUAGGGGACUCACCCAUGAGGUAGGUAGUUAGGUAGGAGACUCAUCCAUGAGGUAGGUAGGUAGGGGACUCAUCCAUGAGGUAGGUAGGUAGGGGACUCAUCCAUGAGGUAGGUAGGUAGGAGACUCAUCCAUGAGGUAGGUAGGUAGGAAAGUCAUCCAUGAGGUAGGUAGGUAGGAGACUCAUCCAUGAGGUAGGUAGGUAGGAGACUCAUCCAUGAGGUAGGUAGGUAGGUAGGAGACUCAUCCAUGAGGUAGAUAUAGUGCCUUCAGAAAGUAUUCACACACUUUACCUUUUCCACAUCUUGUUGUGUUACAAAGUGGGAUUAAAUGGAUUUAAUUGUUGUUGUUUUUUGUCAAGAAUCCACACAAAAUCAUCUGUAAUGUGAAGGUGGAAGAAAAAUGCAUUUGUAAAAAAAAGUUAUGAAAAAUAAAACACUAAUAUAUCUUGAUUAGAUAAGUAUUCAACCCCUUGAGUCAAUACAUGUUAGAAUCACCUUUCGCAGCAAUUACAGCUGUGAGUCUUUCUGGGUAAGACUCGAAGCGCUUUGCACACCUGGAUUGUACAACAUUUGCACAUUAUUCUUAAAAAAAUUAUUCAAGCUCUGUCAAGUUGGUUAUUGAUCAUUGCUACACAGCCAUUUUCAAGUCUUGCCAUAGAAUUUCAAGCCGAUUUAAGUCAAAACUGUAACUAGGCAACUCAGGAACAUUCAUUGUCGUCUUGGUAAGCAGCUCCAGUGUAUAUUUGGCCUUGUGUUUUAGGUUAUUGUCCUGCUGAAAGGUGAAUUUGUCUCCCAGUGUCUUGGAAAGCAGACUGAAACAGGUUUCCUUUAGGAUUUUGCCUGUGCUUAGCUCUAUUCCGUUUCUUUUUAUCAUAAAAAAAACUCCCCAGUCCUUGCCGAUGACAAGCAUACCCAUAACAUCAUGCAUGCUUGAAAAUAUGAGGAGUGGUACUUAGUGAUAUGUUGUGUUGGAUUUGCCCCAAACAUAACGCUUUGUAUUCAGGACAUAAAGUUAAUUUCUUUGCCACAUUUUUUGAAAAUUUACUUUAGUGCCUUAUUGCAAACAGGAUGCAUAUUUUGGAAUAUAGUAACACAACAGAAUGUGGAAAAAGUCUAUUGAAGUGUCAGACUCAUACCCUAGAUAGUGAUCUAUUGAAGUGUCAGACUCAUACCCCAGAUAGUGAUCUAUUGAAGUGUCAGACUCAUACCUCAGAUAGUGAUCUAUUGAAGUGUCAGACUCAUACCCCAGAUAGUGAUCUAUUGAAGUGUCAGACUCAUACCCCAGAUAGUGAUCUAUUGAAGUGUCAGACUCAUACCCCAGAUAGUGAUCUAUGGUCUAGGUAGCCUAAAACUAAGAAGAGAGAAAGGGAACAACCUAAAAUGUGUUUCUGUCGAGGUCCUUAUUUAGCAUGUGGGUCAGGUUACUGUCUGAAUGCAAAGCAGACCCAAGAACAGAACUGCCCCCGAUAAAAUGUGUGAGUGUGCGUGUGUGUGUGUGUGUGAAUGGGUUUAGAGAGAUGGGUAUCAGAUAAUCCCAGCAGGGUUUCGUUAUAGACCUACCUCUAUUUAAAUAGCCUGUGCCAGCAAUGCGGCCUAAAUGCUGCCUCUGUCACUAUGAUCAUUUUCUAUUAAUAGAAAUCCAGAAGCUGUCAUUUAUACAUGUUUAGAAGACAUGCACUACGUCCCAAAUGGCACCCUAUACUCUAUGUAGGGCACUUCUUUUGACCAGGGCCCAUAGGGCUCUGGUGAAAAGUAGUGCACUAUACAGUAAAUGGGGACAUUUGGGACACAUCCAUGUACUGUACCACCCACUUCUGAAACGUUCAGUGUAGCAUAUUCAUUACAUACUGUAUGAGGACAAUCAUUUACACACUCUCCACACUCUGUUGAAUCUCUCUUAGCUCGAUAUUAACCCAAUGAGUCCCACUGUAUUGCCAGUGCGUUUGGGACUUCUAACCCAUUUUUAACAUAGUGUGUUUGCGUUACAGACUUAAAGUUUGUACCAUUAGAUUUGUCUAUUUAUUCUGCAUCCGUAGACACCAUUAGUCUGUGUGAUUAAUGGGGGCUGCGCUAGAGCGGUGUUUUUGAGACAAGGGCGGAUCCCGAAGGGGUCUGGGGCCGGGUCUUUUAUACAAAAACGUAUUUAGAGUCAGAAUUGUUUGAGCCACAAACUAUUAAAACCUAUCUAUGAAAAUACUGUAUGUUUUGCUCUAUGACAUUCACAAGCCCCACAAGAGUUGUUAGAAGUUAAGGGGUUCUUCUACAUAGAAGAUCAUAGGAAAUCCCAGGACAUAGUGUCUACAUUACUGUAAUAAGCUGACAUAGUUGCUGUCACAAACUCCAAACUCCACACAGUUGUCACUGAUAUAUAUAAUUGCGGACCUUAUUUUUCUAAUUUGUCAAUAAAACUCAUGAAUGCAACUGUUUAUGUCAAAUUGUUUUGUGUUCUACAUUUAGCCCUGGUUGUCCUGAAAACAAAAUGGUAAAACACUUAAUUGUGAGGCUAAAUAUAAGGGCUGGAUAAAUUAAAGUCAGAUGAAUGAAAAGCCGAUUUUUGCUGGGAUCUCGGGACUAAUAGGGUUAAGUAUUUUUUAGCUUGACGUCCUCUGUGUAGCAUAGUAUCAUGUUUUUCCUGACCCCAUGACCUGACCAGGUAAAACUCCUGGACCCAUUCAUAGUCGCCGAGCUAUAAAGUCUUGCACAUUCUGCAAAUCCUAACUUCCACAUAAGUCAAAUAUUCACUUAGUCUCCCAUUGACACCAAUGCAUGACUAAUGGCUGUAUCUUCAGGCGAUACUUCUGCAAUAUCGAUUGAAUCCAACCCUGAGUGAAAAUUUGACUUAAAGAAAAGUUAUGAUUCACCUCUCUGUGAGAUUCCCAAUCCCAUCAACAUUCCCAUGUUGUUCCCUGUUGUACAGGAGAUGCUGAAGGAUGAAGUGCGGACCCUGACCUAUAGGAAUGCCAUGUACCACAACAAGCACAUGUUCAAGGACAAGAUAGUUCUGGACGUGGGCAGUGGGACAGGCAUCCUGUCCAUGUUCGCUGCCAACGCGGGCGCCAGGCACGUGUACGGGGUGAGAGUCCUUCUCCUGCUUUAAACACCAAACACCUUUUCACACUGCAAAGCUGAGCCGAGCCAAGCUGUACUGAGCCAUGUUCAGAUGCCAAACGUUGUCGACAGUUGCAGAUAGACAUUUCAUGAAUAGAGCUGAUGUGAUUCCGUAUUCUACAUGUCAGAGAGGCAUGUUCGUUCUACAUAACCUAUUUCUAUAAGAACGUUCCAAAAUGUUGCGUCCUGCUGAAUGCGCCCCUGGCGAUACAUUUAUUUAACAGAUGCCUGUUUCACACUACAGGGCCGACCUGAACCCUGCUGGUUUUUAUAUUUUCAUUUCACAUUGUCCUUUUCCAGCGUGGUUUAAGCAGCUAUGGUGGAUGCGUAGCCAGGCCAGCCCAGAUUGGCAUGGCUUGGCUCGGUUUGGCCCUGUAGUGUGAACCAGGCUGAGGAAGAAAAGGACUUGAUGGUUGAUAUUCAACUGUCGUACAGUCGUCUGAUCUGUCUGUUGAGUUGAAGUGGUGGGUGUAUCACAUCUCUCCCUCACUGACACUUGCUCAGCCGCACGCACGCACGCAUGCACACACGCACACACGUACACGCGCACGCACACGCACACACACACACACACACACACACACACACACACACACACACACACACACACACACACACACACACACACCAGGACCCUGCCCCUGGUUCAUGGUGUAAAUUGUCAUAACACUCUACUCUACCGUCAUUAGCAUCUUGGUUAACCCUUCUGAGAUCCUGCCAUGUAACUACACCAGCAUCGCCUCUGUAAUGCUAACAAGCUAACACACAUCAGAGGCACAUCUCCAGGCUGGAUCGCUAAUGCAGAAGAUCACAGAGUCCCAAUGUCACGAUCGUCGUAAUGAACAGACCAAGGCGCAGCGUGAUGAACGAACAUGUUUAACUUUAUUAUCUUUAGUGAUAAUAGAACACAAUCAACAAAACAAGAAACGACUCGUGAAGUCCACGGUAACAAUGACCGAAGACGGAACAAGAACCCACAAACACAAAGGAAAAAUAGACAGUAUAAAUAUGGCUACCAAUCAGAGACAACCAACGACAGCUGACACUCGUUGCCUCUGAUUGGGAGUCACUCUAGCCAACAUAGAAAUAAACACAACAGAAUUACCAACAUAGAAUUAAACACAUAGAAUGAACACACCCUGGCUCAACAUAUAGAGUCCCAGAGCCAGGGUGUGACAGUACCCCCCCCUAAAGGCGCGGACUGCGACCGCGCCUCAACUUGAACAAAACAGGGGAGGGCUGGGCGGGCAUACCUCCUCGGCGGCGGUUCUGGCUCCGGCCUUGACCACCACCCUCCAAUAAACCCCCCCAUAGCGCCCCUGGUCCAGUCUGGCCCCGCCGGCUGGAGCUGAACUGGACGUAGCAGGAGCGGUUAGCUUCAGCUCCAUAGUGGAGCAGUUGACCGGUACCUUACCAGGCACCGGUGACCCAGGCACGGGUUGUGCUGGACUGACGACGCGCACCCCUGGCUUGGUGCGUGGAGGAGGAACGGGCCUUACCAGGCUGACGACUCGCACCCCUGGCUUAGUGCGUGGAGGAGGAACGGGCCUUACCAGGCUGACGACUCGCACCCCUGGCUUGGUGCGUGGAGGAGGGACGGGCCUUACCAGGCUGACGUCUCACACCCCUGGCUUAGUGCGAGUAGCAGGAACAGGCCUUACCAGGCUGACGUCUCGCACCCCUGGCUUAGUGCGAGUAGCAGGAACAGGCCGGGCCGGGCUGGCGACGCACACCGUAGGCUUGGUGCGUGGAGCAGGAACAGGCCGGGCCGGGCUGGCGACGCACACCGUAGGCUUGGUGCGUAGAGCAGGGACAGGCCGGACUGGGCUGGCGACGCACACCGUAGGCUUGGUGCGUAGAGCAGGGACAGGCCGGGCUGGGCUGGCGACGCACACCGUAGGCUUGGUGCGUAGAGCAGGGACAGGCCGGACUGGGCUGGCGACGCACACCGUAGGCUUGGUGCGUAGAGCAGGGACAGGCCGGGCUGGGCUGGCGACGCACACCGUAGGCUUGGUGCGUAGAGCAGGGACAGGCCGGACCGGGCUGGCGAUGCACACUGUAGGCUUGGUGCGUGGAGCAGGGACAGGCCGAACCGGGCUGUGGAGACGGAUAGGAGACCUGGAGUGAAGAGCGGCCACAACCCGUCCUGGCUGAAUGCCUACCCUCACACACUCUGUGUGAGGCAUCCGCACAGGACGUACAGGGCGGUGUAUCCGUAACCUGGUGGCCUUCUGAAUCCGCCCCUUUUCUGCCUCCGUCAGCCCCGUCGUCCAUGCCGUGUGCCCCCCCCUAAAAAAUUUCUGGGGUUGCCUCUCGCCUGUCCGACGUUGACCCGUUUGGCGCCGCUGCUCCUCUCUACGGCGCGCCUCCACCGUCUCUUCUCCCGACGCUUCCUCCCAUGUCCAGCCCAAGAACUGCCCCUGGACACGCUGCUUGGUCGUUGCAUGGUGGGUUCUUCUGUCACGAUCAUCGUAAUGAACAGACCAAGGCGCAGCGUGAUGAACGAACAUGUUUAACUUUAUUAUCUUUAGUGAUAAUAGAACACAAUCAACAAAACAAGAAACGACUCGUGAAGUCCACGGUAACAAUGACCGAACACGGAACAAGAACCCACAAACACAAAGGAAAAAUAGACAGUAUAAAUAUGGCUCCCAAUCAGAGACAACCAACGACAGCUGACACUCGUUGCCUCUGAUUGGGAGUCACUCUAGCCAACAUAGAAAUAAACACAACAGAAUUACCAACAUAGAAUUAAACACAUAGAAUGAACACACCCUGGCUCAACAUAUAGAGUCCCAGAGCCAGGGUGUGACACCCAAAUGGCACCUUAUUCCCUAUAUAGCGCACUACUUUUGACAAGGGACCAUAGGGCUCUGGUCAAAAGUAGUGCACUAUAGUGAAUAGGUCGGGUGUCAUUUGGGAGAACUGCGAUUCCCACAGGGCACGGCUUGAAGUCUCAUUCACAGGAAAUACAUUAUCAGCCCUCACAUUUCCCUCACCAUAUUAAUCAUAUAUAACACUCAUUGAUGAGAGAGGAAAAUGGUACAUGAAUAAUGAUCUUGAUAAAGUGGAGAUUGGAUCUAGGAUGAGUGGUAAAGCAGCAAUGAUUGCAGUGGGUGCCCUUGUGUGUGUGAGUGUAUGUGUGUGUGUGUGUCCGUACCUGUAGAACUAAUGUCAGACCUAACAUUCAUCAACGAGUAUGUAGGUGAUGUGCACAGCAUUUCUCCGCUGAAUAAAGCACAGGAGCAGUAUAAACCUACUGACAUUCAUCAAACCUGUGUGUUCCCUCUUGUUAUGUGCCCCAGAUUGAGUGUUCCAGUAUAUCAGAGUAUUCUGAGAAGAUCAUCAAGUCCAACCACCUACACAAUGGUAAGAGAUACACUACAAAUCAAUCAUCUAUAUAGGUUCACACAGGGUAGCCGACAUAGCUAUAUCCUGUCAAAGUUACAUGUUACGAGUUAACUAGUCAAGGGACAAAGAUUUGGGGAGGAUAAACUGAUUCUAUAACUGUGUCUAAAGGCAACUUGUACCCAUAACAUGGUACACAUAACAGGCUACUCAUGUUCUAUUGAUCAUUAGGACUAUAUGGGCGCAGUGGGGGAGACAGCUGGCUUACUGAGAGAUAACAUAAUAUAUUAACAUUGAUAAAGUAUCAAUGAAAGAGACAGAGAGAGGAGAGAGAGAGAGGGGGAGAGGGAGGGGGGAGAGAGAGAGGGAGGAGAGAGAGAGAGAGAGAGAGAGAGAGAUGGAGGAGAGAGAGAGAGACAGAGAGAGGAGAGAGAGAGAGAGGGAGAGAGAGAGAGGGAGGGGGGGGGGGGGGAGAGAGAGAGCUAUUCAGACAGACAUCUUUACCCUGGACUCUGGUUGGCAGCUCUGUCUGGCAGCUCUGCUCCCAAACAAAACAUCCCUAAACUGAGACAUCAAUCAAAAUGAGCUGGAUGCCGCUGAUCAUCACUCUGAAAUGUCACCUUGAUGGAACUCCACAGAUGGAGUUAUAAUUGAAUGACCCAGAGGAGUGUUUAGUGUAGUGUAGUGUUUAGUGGAGCGGAGUGUUUGGUGUAGUGGAGUGUUUGGUGUAGUGGAGUGUUUAGUGUAGUGGAGUGUUUAGUGGAGCGGAGUGUUUGGUGUAGUGGAGUGUUUGGUGUAGUGGAGUGUUUAGUGUAGUGGAGUGUUUAGUGGAGCGGAGUGUUUGGUGUAGUGGAGUGUUUGGUGUAGUGGAGUGUUUAGUGUAGUGGAGUGUUUGGUCUAGUGGAGUGUUUGGUCUAGUGGAGUGUUUGGUCUAGUGGAGUGUUUGGUCUAGUGGAGUGUUUAGUGUAGUGGAGUGUUUGGUCUAGUGGAGUGUUUAGUGUAGUGGAGUGUUUGGUGUAGUGGAGUGUUUAGUGUAGUAGAGUUUUGUGUUGUGAGUGACAUUCUGUGUCCUGUCCUUCAGUCAUCACCAUCUUCAAGGGGAAGGUGGAGGAGGUGGAACUGCCAGUGGAGAAAGUAGACAUCAUCAUCUCAGAGUGGAUGGGCUACUGUCUCUUCUACGAGUCUAUGCUCAAUACGGUCAUCUUCGCCAGGGACAAAUGGCUAGUAAGUGUGUGUGUUUGUUUUUGUGUAUGUGUGUGAGUGAGAGAGAGAGCGAGAGAGAGAGAGUAUACAGGUGUAUGAUCUAAAUUUGGUCACUCUUUUGUUGCUGAGAAUUUUCCUGGUUAUAUUAUAUAUUAUAUUAACAGUAUUGCACUUUUCACGUAACUUACUUUUGGCCAGCUAUUAGCCUAACCACCAAUCAAGCAACAUUAUGGACUAAACGUUCAAAUCCUGUUGCUGCAGGAUAAUGUUGCUGUGACAAUAUAGAUCAAAUUAAGAUCCUACACCUUUACAUGCGUGCAUGUGUGUGUGUGUGUAUCCACAUACUGACUGGUCCUGCUUAUAGCGCCCAGUGAGAGGACGAUCUGGUUUCUAACUAGUGUUGCUGCUUCAGGGUUUUAGACUGGGUAUGAGCUAACGGUACAUACAGGAUGCCAGGUGUGCAGACAAUGCAUGUGACUGUAGGAUGCCUCUAUUCUCUAUGAGGUGUAUCUCAACUAAAUGUAUGUUGUUGUCUCCUCUCACAUUCAGAAGCCUGGAGGGCUGAUGUUUCCUGACAGGGCUGCCCUGUAUGUGGUGGCCAUCGAGGACAGGCAGUACAAGGACUUCAAGAUACACUGUGAGAACGUCCUUCCAUCUCCAUUUCUUAGCUACUGUGUGUAUACUGUAUGUAUGCUGGAGGUAUCUUACCCUCUCCCUCUUCCAGUGGGCUCUCUCCUCCAGCCUCUGGGUUAGACUACAGAGAGCUGUGUAGAGGAGGGAUGGAGGAGAGGGAGAGCCUGUCUGCUCGGUUCUCAAGCCUAGCUGAAGUAGACCUAUAAUACAGGCUGACAGACAUAGUGGAAGAGUAUUUAAGGCCCCUGUCUCUCACUAAAGGAACACUAGAUAGACAUACUAAGGGAGGGUGGAAGGACUGAGACCACGUUUUUGGCAACUGUAGACCUGUGUUAUAUUUUCCCUGUUCCUGAGGGUUGUUAUCGAUCCUAGGCGGCAAAUAGAGAAUAACACAGUUUCAUCUCAAUCUAAAACUUGAGACACUCUUCCAACCCAACACAGUGCCAGUAACAUAGUGUUCAAUGUCCACCACUUAGAGAGAGAGAGUCUGUGUGAUGACCACCACUGGAGAGAGAGAGUCUGUGUGAUGACCACCACUGAGAGAGAGAGAGUCUGUGUGAUGACCACCACUGAGAGAGAGAGAGUCUGUGUGAUGACCACCACUGAGAGAGAGAGAGUCUGUGUGAUGACCACCACUGAGAGAGAGAGAGAGGUCUGUGUGAUGACCACCACUGAGAGAGAGAGAGAGAGAGAGAGAGAGUGAGUAUGUGUGAUGACCACCACUGAGAGGAGAGAGAGAGAGAGAGAGUAUGUGUGAUGACCACCACUGAGAGAGAGAGAGUCUGUGUGAUGACCACCACUGAGAGAGAGAGUCUGUGUGAUGACCACCACUGAGAGAGAGAGGUCUGUGUGAUGACCACCACUGAGAGAGAGAGAGAGUCUGUGUGAUGACCACCACUGAGAGAGAGAGAGGAGAGGUCUGUGUGAUGACCACCACUGAGAGAGAGAGAGUCUGUGUGUUGACCACCACUGAGAGAGAGAGUCUGUGUGAUGACCACCACUGAGAGAGAGAGAGCGAGUCUGUGUCAUGACCACCACUGAGAGAGAGAGAGAGUCUGUGUGAUGACCACCACUGAGAGAGAGAGAGAGAGAGUCUGUGUGAUGACCACCACUGAGAGAGAGAGAGAGAGUCUGUGUGAAGACCACCACUGAGAGAGAGAGAGAGAGUCUGUGUGAUGACCACCACUGAGAGAGAGAGAGUCUGUGUGAUGACCACCACUGAGAGAGAGAGAGAGUCUGUGUGAUGACCACCACCGAGAGAGAGAGAGAGAGAGCGAGAGAGAGUCUGUGUGAUGACCACCACUGAGAGAGAGUCUGUGUGUUGACCACCACUGAGAGAGAGAGUCUGUGUGAUGACCACCACUGAGAGAGCGAGUCUGUGUCAUGACCACCACUGAGAGAGAGAGAGAGUCUGGUGAUGACCACCACUGAGGAGAGAGAGAGAGAGUCUGUGUGAUGACCACCACUGAGAGAGAGAGUCUGUGUGAUGACCACCACUGAGAGAGAGAGAGAGUCUGUGUGAUGACCACCACCGAGAGAGAGAGAGAGUCUGUGUGAUGACCACCACUGAGAGAGAGAGUCUGUGUGAUGACCACCACUGAGAGAGAGAGUCUGUGUGAUGACCACCACUGAGAGAGAGAGAGAGUCUGUGUGAUGACCACCACAGAGAGAGAGAGAGAGUCGUGUGAUGACCACCACUGAGAGAGAGAGUCUGUGUGAUGACACCACUGGGGAGAGAGAGAGAGUCUGUGUGAUGACCACCACUGAGAGAGAGAGUCUGUGUGAUGACACCACUGAGAGAGAGAGAGGUCUGUGUGAUGACCACCACGAGAGAGAGAGAGAGAGGAGCGAGAGAGAGUCUGUGUGAUGACCACCACUGAGAGAGAGUCUGUGUGUUGACCACCACUGAGAGAGAGAGUCUGUGUGAUGACCACCACUGAGAGAGCGAGUCUGUGUCAUGACCACCACUGAGAGAGAGAGAGAGUCUGUGUGAUGACCACCACUGAGAGAGAGAGAGAGAGUCUGUGUGAUGACCACCACUGAGAGAGAGAGUCUGUGUGAUGACCACCACUGAGAGAGAGAGAGAGUCUGUGUGAUGACCACCACCGAGAGGAGAGAGAGAGAGUCUGUGUGAUGACCACCACUGAGAGAGAGAGGUGUGUGUGAUGACCACCACUGAGAGAGAGUCUGUGUGAUGACCACCACUGAGAGAGAGAGUCUGUGUGAUGACCACCACUGAGAGAGAGUCUGUGUGAUGACCACCACUGAGAGAGAGAGUCUGUGUGAUGACCACCACUGAGAGAAAGAGUCUGUGUGAUGACCACCACUGAGGGAGAGAGUCUGUGUGAUGACCACCACUUCAGACAAAGAGUGUACCAGAUUUACUCAUAUCUGAGUGUGUGUGUGUGUGUGUCCAGGGUGGGAGAACGUGUACGGUUUUGACAUGACCUGCAUCCGUAACGUGGCCAUGAGAGAGCCCCUGGUGGACGUGGUGGACCCCAAACAGGUGGUGACCAACUCCUGCCUAGUCAAGGUUAGUGUGUGUGUGUGUCUGUCCACAAUGAGCACCACUUGAGGCACAGAGUGUACAAGUCAUGAGUGAAUGUACUCAUCUGAUAAACAGGGAUGCCAUUGUAAUAUAGAUAUUCUGUUAUGAGACACUGGCCAACCUUCCCACAAUUCACAGCCAGUUCCAAAAAGGGCGGCAGGUAGCCUAGCGGUUAGAGCGUUGUGCUAGUAACCGAAAGGUUGGUAGUUUGAAUCCCUGAGCCAACAAGGUGAAAAAUCGGUCGAUGUGCCCUUGAGCAAGGCACUUAACCCUAAUUACUCCAGGGUCGCCGUUGAUAAUGGCUGGCCGUGACCCCACUCUCAUGGGGAGUUGGGAUAUGCAAAGAAAUAUUUUCCAAUUUGCAUAAUAUACACACUUGUUAUUAUUUAUUGCAUUCAAAAUCCAAGUGUCACCAAGAAUUAUGAUGAGCCCAAAAUGGGUUCCGUGUCCCUGUCUGUGAUUUGCAUGUUAAUGAAUGUGUCUAGACUGUACAGAUUUCACAGUGUGACCCAUGCCAGCCACCGUACCUGGGCCAUAAAUAGGCCUGGCACUCCCGGGUCUGUGUGACAGAUUGGGAUUUAACACUGAUGUCCUGUCCAAUGACGGCCUGUCUGUUUGUCCAAUGUCACAACAAUCAUCCAAAAGAGAGAAAAUUAUGAGGAGAAUAUAUCCUCCAUUUCAGUUUGUGACGCAUGAUAUGAGAUGCUGUGUGAAUUAUCUUGAGGAGGAAAGUAUUUGAUGCUGAGAGGUGCAAUGCUUUCUAGGGUGUAUGAAUGAAAGGAUGAUGGAUGAAUUGAACAGAUUAAGGAAUUAAGGAAUAAAACAGAUGAUUGACUCACUGACUGACUGGAUUGAAUAAAUUAAUGAAUGAAUGAACAAGCAAACAUAUUGGGUGGAAUUUAAUGAAAUAAAGAGUUGAACACAAAAAUGGAAGGAGAGCUUAGUCAGGGACAGGGUGUGGAUUCCAUUUCCAGUUACAAGCCUAAAGUGCUCUAGUGUGACAGAAUACAUUAGAGCUCCUGACACACAGCAGAGAAAUCUAUUCACUGACAGGGAAGAAAAUACUGCAGACAGAGAGAGAGAGAGAGAGAGAGAGAGAGGGAGAGAGAGAGAGAGAGAGAGAGGGGGAGAGAGAGAGAGAGAGGGGGGGAGGAGAGAGAGGGGGAGAGAGAGAGAGAGAGAGGAGAGAGAGAGCGAGAGAGAGAGAGCAAAAAGCACUGGAUCAGAAAGCAAGUCAUGGAGCUUCUCAACAAUCUAAUAUCAUCCCAUAGAAAAUUAGGUUAAAGAGGCAGAACAGAGCCAAAGACGUGUGUUUGAGAGACAUGUGCAUUUGUGUAUGUCUGACAGUGCUUCUAUGUAUGAGAGAGUGAUAGAUGUAAGGAGAGAGAGAGAGAGAGAUUGAGAGAGAUAUACAGAAAUAGAGGAGAAAGGAGAAGUGUGUGUGUGUGAGAGAGAUAUCUUUCUUCCGAUGUAUGUCCCCCUGUACCAUAUUUCCCAUGUAACCUAUGACCCAGGAAGUGGACAUCUACACGGUGAAGCCUGAGGACCUGUCUUUCACCACAGCCUUCUGCCUGCAGAUCCAGAGGAACGACUAUGUCCACGCCAUGGUCACCUACUUCAACAUCGAGUUCACCAAGUGUCAUAAGAAGACUGGCUUCUCUACCGGUUAGAUCUCACCUCACCACGCACAUAUGGGUUGUGUUCAUUUGGCACCAAGAAGCAGAAAACAGACUGAAACAGGAAAGGACUACCUGAACUAGUCCAAUAAGAAAGACCUACUUUUGUUUUCCCUUGCAAAAACGUUUUGCUACGGUGUGCACUAAUGAACACGACCGCGAUGUGACCACAUUCACGUACACUAAACGCUAGGUCCUUUGAAAUGAGGUGUAUGACAAUAUAGGUUACAUGUCUUCCACACAAGCCACUUGUGUUGUUAUAAGGUCUCGAACCAGAUAUUUUACAGGGAGAGAACCACUGUGUUCAGUUUAUGGGUCCUGUCCAGGUUAUGCAACAAUGGAAAGUUGUCAUUUCAAACAGACAUCAAUCAUUUUGUGUAAAUCAGUCAAUUGUAGCACUUGUACAAAUAAGUCAGGGUGAAAACCUGUUCUCAUACCUGUAGUUGCAGAGAUUCUUGGCUCUGUGGCAGUGAUCCUUUGGUUUUGUUUGGAAGAUUGUGGAAGCACAGCACAUUUUUUGCAUUCUAAUUCUUCAAGGUUUUGACAAGGGCAGGGUGAUAUUAUUGUGAGGUGUAGGUUUGAGGCUGAUGAUCAAAAGGUACUGCUAGACAUAAAAGCAUGUAGUAAUGGCAUCCUUUGCUGUUUCCUAUAAUGACAAGUUGACUCGGGUUAUCUCAGCUCUUGACCCCCCUCUAGUGGUCCUAAGUGAAGCUGCACAGGUAAAAAAUACAGACCAAUGGUACUUUUUCUGUCUCUCCCUCUCCUGAUUAUUUCACUCUCCACCAUCGCUGUGAAGAUCUCAAUUGCAUACUCUUCGCGUCUCUCCUUCUCAAAACCCAUUGGAGGAGAAGGUCAGAGGGGAGGGACCUCUGGCUUUCUUAUCCAAUGGGUGUUGAGAAGGAGACGAGGAGAGAGGGCACGAGGAGUAUGCAAUUGAGAUCUUCCCUGUCUCUCAAUACCGUAUUCAUUUUCUCCUAAUCCUCGCUCCAUCUCCGCCUCCUCCUCUCGUUCCCCUCCCCCUCCUAUCUCUUGUUCCCCUCCUCCUAUUCCUCCCCCUCUCUUCCAUCUCCCCCUCCUCUCUCUUGUUCCCCUCCUCCUAUUCCCCCCCCCUCUUCCAUGGCCAGCUCCUGAAGCCGCCAGUACCCACUGGAAGCAGACAGUGUUUUACCUGGAGGACUACCUGACUGUGAGGAAGGGAGAGGAGAUACUGGGCAGCAUCGCCGUCAGGCCCAACGAAAAGAACGUGGUGAGAGCAGAGCUACUCUGUACUAGAACUACAGCUCACACCAGGCCAGCAUAGAAUAAAAUGGUGUUUUUAGGGGGGGUUUCUGUAGUCCAGCCAGCGCCUACUGACUAUAGAUGUCAGGUCUUUAACAUGAUCUCUGACUAUGUCAAGGAGUGAAGCCCUAUAGGAGUAUUAGCUCAGACACCACAAAGCCACCCUCAUGUUGCUGCACCACCCACUGAUUUGAACUGUUAACGGUCUACAUUUUAGUCAUUUAGCAGACGCUCUUAACCAGAGCGACUUACAGUUAGUGAGUGGAUACAUUUUCAUACUCUACAAAUGCGUCCACCCUUCUUCCCUUACUUGAAGGCGUCACAGAUCGGAGAGGGUUGGAUUGGUGAAUGUAGUACAGUGGGAAACUUGCCAUCACUUAUCCAACCUCAUAUAUUUCAGUGGCUACCUUAAAAAGGAGGGUGGAAAGAAGGAUUUAUUUUCGAAGCAUUCAAAAAGGGCUAAAUAUCCCAACUGUUGUGUCCAUCUCAAAUACGCUUUUCACACUACUAAGCCAAGCCAAGUUGUACUGUGCUGGCCUGGUUACACAUCCAUAGUUCUGAAACUGUAGGAGGACAAUGUGAGAAGAAAAUGCCAGAGGCAGCACCUAUGGCUGGGGUCGGCAUGAUACUGUCAAAUGGUUAUAGGUGGACUGAAGUCUUCUCUUGUAUUCCAGCGGGACCUGGAGUUCACCUUUGAGUUGGACUUUAAAGGACAGCUGUGCGAUGCGGCCAUUUCCCACGACUACAAGAUGCGUUAGUUGACCAGCAAAGGUUAAUAUCACCCUCCUCAGCCCCCUAUUGGACACAUCUUGAGCGAGGGAGGGCACAGGAUCUCCAACAGGCCCUCCUAUUGGCCCGAGGGGGACACGAUAUGCAUCUGAUUGGAUGACAGUGUUCCAGCACCUAAGUGACGUCAUAAGAACAAGCCAUUUCGAAGCAAUAGCGCCAUCACCUGCCACAUUUUUAAAGCUGCCCUGAGAAUGUAAUAUCCCUGAUGAACUUGAUUUUUUAUUUUAUUCAGGUUGAGUUUUAGUGUUAUUAGUACUAGAUCUAAAUGAGUUAGAGGGAUUUUAGAUGCUGGUCCAGAGGCACUUUAAACUCAGAGCAUGUAUUUUAUCAAGGACAAGACAGACACUACACCUCUGUUUCACUGAUGUCUUUCUAAGUUCAACAAAUGCAGAACCUACGAGUUUGUAACAGGAAAGUCAUUCAGUGUUUGUCCAAGUUGUUAAGUUAGGUAUAUUUUCUUGGUAUUCAGUACUGGUAAGUUAUUUGCAUGUUUAGCUUUUUGUUCUUGGUUGAUUUCAGGUAUCAUGAUUUGAUCAUGUGAGAUAUUCACAAUUGCUAUGGUGCCAGAAUAAGGAAAUAUUGAACAUGUUUAAUGAUAGAAACCUGUGAGAAAUGUCUCUAUAUGUCUUCCAUCUGUGGUGUGGGGGUGUUGAACAAAUAAAGAACAAUUACUUUGAAUUAUUGGGAAAAAAUCAAAUAUUUAAUUAGAUUUCACUUCAGUAUUUUGUAUUAUUUUGUUGUGCUUAUGGUGUGACAGACUAAUGAACAUUAACUUAAUCAAGCUCUUAUUUACAUAAAUUCUUUUGUAAUUGACAAAAUGUACCAUUACUUCUACAGUAGAACACAUUUCUUCUACUCAUAACAGUCAGGAGGUCCAAAUAACAAAACUGAAAAAUUGUUGUAAUGUAGACUAGAGCUAAAUCAAACUAUCCAUCCAGUUCCUUCACUUGUUAUCAGGAGUUCUCUCUCUCUGAGUGUCUUUACUUGCAGCAGGCUUUCUUCUUGAUAGGCAGAGCCUCCAGUAAGACAACAGUGUCUCUCACCCGAUCCUCCUGCUCUUUCAGUACUCUGGACACACAGACAGAUGCAUUGACAUGUCACACACAGUCCCGAAAUCAAACCCUAACCCCUACCCUCUGGAGAUCAACCCCUAACCCCUACCCUCUGGAGAUCAACCCCUAACCCCUACCCUCUGGAGAUCAAACCCUAACCCCUACCCUCUGGAGAUCAACACCUAACCCCUACCCUCUGGAGAUCAACCCCUAACCCCCUGGAGAUUUGAGUUCAUCUGAAAGGAUUCAAAAUGGGAAUAACAGCCAUACAAAACUCCUAUUCUAAAUGAUCAGAGGGCGAGGUGGGAACAUUAACAUAGCUUAUACCAAUUAAUUCAGAUCUCGAUACCUAGGGGUUCUCUCUCUCCCUCCCUUACCUGGCCAGGUGGACCAUGGCCUCCGUCACGUUGUAGCCGGUGUAAGCACUGACCUCGUAGAAUAUCACACGGGUGUCCUACAGGAGAGAAGAGACUCAGGUCACUGGUUGUCACUGAGCUACAGUUGUAGGAUGUUCAUUUGAACCAGGUUGGAAAAGAAUCCUGCAGCAACAGGAAAAGUUAAUUAUUAUUUGGAUUAUAAUUAAUAUAAAAAAAAAUUUAGGGGUUGAUACCUUUUUUCAUCAUUUUAUUUUACCAGGUAAGUUGACUGAGAACACCUUCUCAUUUACAGCCACGACCUGGGGAAUAGUUACAGGGGAGAGGAGGUGGGAUGAAUGAGCCAACUGGAAGCUGGGGAUAAUUAGGUGGCCAUGAUGGUAUGAGGGCAAGAUUGGGAAUUUAGCCAGGACACCGGGGUGAACACCCCUACUCUUACGAUAAGUGCCAUGGGAUCUUUAGUGACCACAGAGAGUCAGGACACCCAUUUUAAUGUCCCAUCUGAAAGACAGCACCCUACACAGGGCAAUGUCCCCAAUCACUGCCCUGGGGCAUUGGGAUAUUUUUUUUAGACCAGAGGAAAGAGUGCCUCCUACUGGCCCUCCAACACCACUUCCAGCAGCAUGUGGACUCACAUCCAGGGACUGACCAGGACCGACCCUGCUUAGCUACAGAGGCAAGCCAGCAGUAGGAUGCAGGGUGGUAUGCUGCUGGCAAGUCUGACAUUUUACGUGGAAAUUACAAACUUUAGAAGCCUUUUUAAACCUUGAAUACACUACAAAAUUCCUGCAACAGGAUGAUCAAAUUAAGAUACGGCAUCUGUAGAGGACCUACAGAUGGCAAUAGUGACAGCUAUGCGAGGUCUCAUCCAUAUUUAUAGACAGUGAACAGAUUUCCCCCCACUCUGUGUGUUGGUUGUUCAGUUCUUGAGAUUCAUGUCAUAGCAUGCUAUAGGAUGACACUUAUGACUCCCUAAACUCAAUUCCCUAAAUGGAGAACUCACAUUGGCCAGAUUCUCUGCAUCUCUGAGUGGUACCUUCCUCUCGGACGUCGCGUCCAUCUUGUUGCCCAGGAGCAGGAUGGGAAUGCCCUCUCCCGCAGCUUCCUGUGAAAACAGGGGUCAAUGAAAGGUCAGAGGUCUGCUUAAAACGUUCAGAUAGAAAUAAACUGUUUAGAACAGACAUUAUUAUUUGUCAUGUCCAGCCUGGCCAAAUGUCAAAGGUGAUCUGACCUGGACGUUGAUGAACCAGGGUCGCACAGCCUUGAAGCUGUCCAGCACCGUGACGUCAUACAUGACCACCACGCCGUCCGCCUUACGGAAGAACUGCUUGGUGAUGCUACGGUAUCUGUAGCCAACAGAGAAAAGUCACAGCUGGACAAAAUGGAACCCUGUUUAUUUUGCCAAAGUGCCAAAUGCCAACCUGAGAACUUUGCUUUGUUUGUCGUCAUCUAAGUCACAUUCUCAGACUAGCACCCAGGCCAAAAUAACACAUUGUUUUCUUAGCUAUUGGUGAGGUUUGGCAAUACUAUUUUCACUGGUCUAUGGCCACUCACCUCUCCUGCCCUGCCGUGUCCCACAGCUGCAUGGCUACCUGGGUGUUGUCCAACAUUAGAGUCUUCACACUGUAAUCAACACCUAUCAGGAACAGCCCUCAGACCGAUUAUUACGGUAUUAAGAGGAAUAUACAGCAAUAAUAUACUGUAGCAUUACUUCAUUUCAUGAAUGAACACUAGAGGGGGUAGUUGAGCUAUUCAUCAAGCUUGGUGUUAAGGUAACUGUCUUUCAUAAUAAUAAUAAUAAUAAUAAUAAUAAUAAUAAUAAUAUGCCAUUUAGCAGACGCUUUUAUCCAAAGCGACUUACAGUCAUGUGUGCAUACAUUUUUACAUAUGGGUGGUCCCGGGGAUCGAACCCACUACCCUGGCGUUACAAGCGCCAUGCUCUACCAAUUGAGCUACAGCGGACCACAGUUUCACAGUUCCACUCAUAUCAAAGCGGUGAAAUCAAACAAGCUAUCCUAUAAGGGGGGAACCAAGGGGAUUCAGAGGAGAAUUAAAUUGAUUCGAUGUGACAUAAUCUGCGGCGGUACAAUGUGUACCAGGGGUUCACAGACAGGGAGUGUGACUUCACGAGCCCUUUCAUGUGAUGCCGCUUUGCCCUUUAUCUUCUGAUAGUUACUCACACUCACAUACAUAAGAAUGUGCACACACACACACACACACACACACACACAGUGAAUGCACAAACGACCACUGCCACCAUAUUAACACACACACACACAAAGGCCUGUGACACCCGUGGUAUACAGUAAUGUUAUGAGGCAGCAUGCUGUAGUGAGCAGAAGGUUGAAGUGUGCUGCUGUGUUGUCGGUUCUCACCCACAGUAGGGGAGGUGGAGGGGUGGAAGCGGCCGUCACAGAAGGUGCGCAGCAGGGAAGUCUUGCCAACGCUGGAGUUGCCCACCAGAACCACCUUAAACAGGCGGUCAGGGGCAGGCACCGCCCCCUCCUUCACCCUCUGGAGGGAUAGGCAGAGAAAGAGUUAUACAGAAUGAUAUUCAUUUUCAAUUGAUUGCAUAUUGAAGGGCUUCUUUGGCAAUGUUGUUGAUCGCUCAGAUGAGGGGUUCUAGUUUUGACGCUUAACGCAAUGACGACAGAUCUUAUCUUAUUAGGUAAUGUCCUACUACAGCAGGGUCUUCCACCCCUUGCAGAGUUGGGGUCAACUUCAUUUUAACUCAGUCAAUCCACAAAGUUAAUUAAAAUACAAUACAUGAAUAGAGAUUUAUUCACAUGUUGGGUCUCCUUGCCGACGGGCUGUCCUCGAGGUGACGAGGGGGCGUUUCUGAUUCUGCUGAAACGACCUCUGUGUUUGGAGGGGGACACUGUCGUGACCGGGACGGGUAGAGGAACAGGGGCGAAGAGGACACCACUCUCCAGAUCUUCCUUCUCUUCCUCCUCUUCCUCCUCGUCGUCUUGCUCACUGAGCUGGUGCAGCAGGGGCUGGGGCCCUCCGUGAAGCAGGUGGGGGAGGUGGUCCUCCUCGAUGGAGAUAACCCGACGGAGAGGCCACCCGUCUGGGGGACCGUCCAGCCCGUCGCCCCCUACCUCCGGCUUACUCUGGUACUCUGUAUGCCUCUCCCUCUCCCUUUCUUCCUGGGUGGGGGCGAGGGUCUUCUCUGACUCGAACUUGGAGAUCCUCUCCUUCACCCGCACCCCCCUCAUCCCCUGCGCCUCCACCUCAACCACCGUCUCCACCUUCCCAUCAGCCACCUGGGUCGGGGACCAGGUGUUGGAGUCGUGGUAGCCGUUGGCCAAGCCGUAGUUGGUUUUCGGCGAACGUGCUGGACAAGCGGCGUCCAUAUCGUCCUCACUAGAUGAGGAUGGGGAGGAGACAAAAGAGAUUUGAAGGUGUUCUAUGGGCAGCGCGUCAAGGAACUCAUAGGAACCCCGGGCGAAGAGUGAGGCUCUUUGGAGACAAGAGGAAGAAACAGAGGAUGUUGGAUCAAAAUGAGUGUUUCUGAGUCCCAUGUCGCCAAGCAUCAAAUGAGUCCAAGGCACUUUCAUGUUAGUCUCUCGUUACAGACCAUUAUCAUUAAAUGGUAACUCAAAUUGAUUCUGGGUGCUGCUAUUACUUUCAAGAGCAGCCCAGCAGCCUCUCCAUUUCAAAUAUAUCCUUAAUAUAUUAUAAUGAAAAUACACUCCUUAUGCUGUAAAGUACCUUACAUUAAAUUGACCAAUUGGGUGCCUUGGACUCAACAACACUUUUUUUGAUUUCACAUCCUCCGUAUCUCCUCUUUAAUCCAAUGUUGAUUUAAAUCACGUUACUGACGGCCAUAAAAUAAAAUCAUUAUCCUGUCACACAUGACAAGACUGGUUGAUUAUGUUCAGGGCACUUCUAAAGGAAAUGACCUCACCUUUUAACCGGCUGCUGGCUGGUGUCUGCAAACAGAUUGACCAAACUUGCUCUCUGCUUCUGCUUCUGUUUGAGGGAGUUCCUGGGGUUCUGUAGAGCAAAGAGGAUACAAUAGACUGAAAUAGAAUAAAUCAAUAUAAUUGUCAAUGUCCACAAUAUCACCACAAAGGAAACAGUCAAACAUCAAGAUUCGAGAACUCACCACAGCACAGCAUAUGUCUCGCUCGUCUUUUAAAUGUUUGUUCAUCUCUCUGGAUAGAAAACAGAAAACAAUAUAAACUGUCAAAUUCAUGUAUAACAGGAAUACUGUGUGCGUGCGUCCGUGCCUAGGUGUGUGUGUGUAACUUACCUGAGAAGGUCUAGUUGUUUCAUCAGGCUCUGUUUCUCUCUCUGUAGUCCCUCAGUGACUCGGUACAUUUCCCUGAGCAGAGAGAGACACAGUCACCAAAGCUCACUGAACCACACCUAGACAGUAAUCUAGUGAAUAGUACCUGUACUAGGAGUGACAUGCCAUAGCCACUGAUGGAAUGUUUGUGGAAGUGCGAUGCCUAGGCGAGUGAGUGUGAGUGUGUUUGUUUUUGUAUUUGGUCAUUAUAGCUAGUGGUAAUAUUAACCCACAUCUCUCUCUCCUGGUGCAGGCGGGCAGCCUGGUCCUGCAGCAUGGUCAUUUGUUCCUGGGCCAGGGACAGUUCCUGACAGGUGCUCUCCAGCUCUCUGCUAAGCUCUUCGUUGGUCAUCUUCAGCUUGACGUUCUCCACCUGGUUCUCCUGCUGCUCACUGCU
Messenger RNA from Coregonus sp. 'balchen', 22011 nucleotides. Lineage: Eukaryota; Metazoa; Chordata; Actinopteri; Salmoniformes; Salmonidae. The record is from the annotation of a GenBank genome assembly.